Tupaia belangeri chinensis (Chinese tree shrew) is the source of this 1958-nucleotide messenger RNA. RefSeq names its product interferon related developmental regulator 2 (gene IFRD2). The coding region runs from base 199 to 1521 and encodes 440 amino acids. The transcript has 13 exons. Lineage: Eukaryota; Metazoa; Chordata; Mammalia; Scandentia; Tupaiidae. The record is from RefSeq and is a predicted model, not a curated record.
AACUGGAUCGCCGAGAACUUGCCUUCCCGGCGACCUGUUUGGCAGGGCGGGGCGCCUCGCGAAGAUGGUGGCGCGCCGGGCGUGUGGCUCCUGUCGUCUGCCCAAGUCCCAGUGCAGCGCAGUGGCCCGCGUGUUGCUGGUUUGGAGCUCUCGCCCGCCGGGCCCCUGACCCUGCGCCCCCCGCGCCCUGUGCCCGGUAUGCCCCGCGCUCGUAAGGGCAACACCCCCCGCAAGGGCGGCCAGCGACGUGGAGGAGGUGCCCGGAGUAGCACCCAAGCCGACUCAGGUUCCAGUGAGGAUGAGGCAGCCAGCGAGGCCCGUAGCACCACCAGCGAGUGCCCCAGCCUGCUCAGCACCACAGCGGAGGACGGCCUCGGGGCCAAUGGCGUGGAUGAGCAGGGCCAGCAGGAGGAGCUCGAGGAGAAGCUGAAGGAGUAUGUGGACCGCCUCACAGACAAGAGUGCCAAAAUCCGGCAAGGCGCCCUGGAGAGCCUGCGCCUGGCCCUGGCAUCCCGCCUCCUCCCCGACUUCUUGCUGGAGCGCCGCCUCACGCUGGCUGACGCCCUGGAAAAGUGCCUCAGGAAAGGGAAGGGCGAGGAGCAGGCGCUGGCUGCUGCCGUGCUGGGCCUGCUCUGUGUGCAGCUGGGCCCCGGACCUAAGGGCGAGGAGCUGUUCCACAGCCUGCAGCCCCUGCUGGUGUCUGUGCUUGGUGACAGCAUGGCCAGCCCUGUCGCCCGGCUCCACUGUGCUUCUGCGCUCGGCUUGAGCUGUUACGUGGCCGCGGCCGACGUCCAGGACCUGGUCUCUUGCCUCACCUGCUUAGAAGGUGUUUUCAGCCGGUCCUGCGGUGUCAGCUCCACGGCUCCCGUGGUUCCUGCCAGUCUGCACGGCCUGCUCUGUGCUGCCCUGCAGGCCUGGGCAUUGCUGCUCACCAUCUGCCCCAGCUCCCACGUCCGCCACAUCCUCUCCAGGCAGCUCCCCCGGCUGCCCCAGCUCCUGUCCAGCGACAGCGUGAACCUGCGGAUCGCGGCUGGUGAAACCAUCGCGCUGCUCUUCGAGCUCGCCCGGGACCUCGAGGAGGACUUCGUGUGCGAGGACAUGGAAGCCCUCCGCGCUGUCCUGCGCUCACUGGCCACCGACAGCAACAAGCACCGUGCCAAGGCCGACCGCCGGCGCCAGCGCUCCACUUUCCGUGCCGUGCUGCAUUUCGUGGAGGGCGGCGAGUGUGAGGAGGAGACGAUCCGCUUCGGGAUCGAGGUGCUCUACAUGGACAGCUGGGCUCGGCACCGCGUCUACGCCGCCUUCAAGGACGCGCUGGGCUCUGGCAUGCACCACCACCUCCAGAACAAUGAGCUCCUCCGUGACAUCUUUGGCCUGGGUCCCGUGCUGGUGCUGGACGCCACCACCCUGAAGGCCUGCAAAGUCCCCCGCUUUGAGAAGCACCUGUACAACGCCGCCGCCUUCAAAGCCCGGACCAAGGCUCGCAGCCGCGUGCGGGACAAGCGGGCGGACAUCCUGUGAGGCAGGGCAGCUGCAGAGAAGGCCGUCCACGUCCCUGCCGCGUUUUUAACCGAAGACAUUCAACAACUGGUCUUCACCAGUAAUUGUCGCUUUAUUUUUGUAAUCAUGAUACCAAAAAAGACAUGGGGUGGGUGGCUGGGGACCAGGACACUUGGGACCCUGGCCCUGUGUCCCUGCAGUCUUUCUGCCCUGCGGCCUCUCCCUGCCCUGUCUCAGGUCAGGCCGAACGUGUGCCUGGCCCAGCCUGUAGGGAAGCAGUACAGGGGCCGCCCCCCUCCUUUCCUUUCUCAGGCCUUGCUCUCCUGGGGCGACCUACUCCCUUGGGGGGUGGCCUUGGACAAAUGCCACCAAGGCAACGCUACCUGGAAUGGAUUAUGUGCUGAUUUUUAAAGAUUAUCAGAGAUAAUUAUUAUUAAACACAGUGCUCAGCCCGCUGA